AUGGAUAGGUCAUGGGUGCAUGCUGAUAGGAGAUCUCAUGAAUAUAAGUUAGGGGUGGCAGAGUUUUGUCAGUUUGCUUUGGGAAAUGCUAGAGACCCUAACCGUAUUUGUUGUCCUUGCACAAAGUGUGGAAAUGUGAAAGAUUUUUCGACACAAGUGAUAAAGGAUCACUUGUUUGUAAAUGGGAUUGACACAGAUUAUGUGAAAUGGACAGAACAUGGGGAGGUUGUAGUGGAGUCGGGAUCAUAUACGGAUAGUAAAAGUCUUGAAUCAGAGCCAAUUGAAUCUGACUCUGUACAGGGUAACAUGAGGGCAGAUUAUGAAGUAGAAUUAGAUAGUGAUGUGGAGUUGGAAGGUGAUGAGGAUGAGGAGCUUUUGAGUGAGUGUAAUGAAUUCAAGAAAUUUGUUGACGAUGCCAACAAACCCUUGUACCCUGGUUGCAAUAGGCACACCAAGGUGAAUGUGCUUGUGAGGCUUUACAACUUGAAAGCCAAGCAUGGGAUGAGUGAUUCGGGUUACUCGGACUGGUUGAUUGCCUUUGCUGAGUAUCUGCCGGAAGGAAACGAGAUACCUUCCUCUGUGUACGAAGCAAAGAAGAGUUUGAGUGCAUUAGGAAUGGAUUACACCAAAAUACAUGCCUGCCCUAAUGACUGUAUUCUAUACAGAAAACAAUAUGCCGAUGACACUAUUUGUCCUACAUGUGGUACAUCUAGGUGGAAAAUAUGCAAAAACAAGAAAGAAAGAGAGGGAGUCCCUGCAAAAGUGUUAUGGUAUUUCCCUCCUAUUCCUAGGUUCAAAAAAAUGUUUCAAUCAAUUGAAACAUCUAAGGCCUUAACUUGGCAUGCCACUGAGAGAAACAAGGAUGGCUUGAUUCGCCAUCCUGCAGAUUCUGCGGCUUGGAAGUUGGUAGAUGAAAAAUGGGCAGAUUUUGGUAAUGAGCCACGAAACCUACGACUUGCAUUGUCAACGGAUGGGUUCAAUCCCUUUAGCUCCUUAAGCAGCAAGUAUAGUUGUUGGCCCGUUAUUUUGGUAACCUAUAAUCUACCUCCAUGGUUGGUAAUGAAGAGGAAACACAUGAUGCUUACCUUAUUGAUAUCGGACCCUAAACAACCAGGAAACGACAUCGAUGUUUACCUUGAACCAUUAAUAGAUGACUUAAAGCUGCUAUGGGAAGGGGUGAAUGGAGUUUACGAUGCCAUCAAAAAUGAAACUUUUACUCUUAGGGCUCUACUAUUCUGGACAAUCAAUGAUUUUCCAGCGUAUGGUAACCUUUCAGGGAGUAUAGUGAAAGGCUACAAUGCAUGUCCGAUUUGCCUUGAUAAAACAAAACCUACAAGGCUAGUUCACGGGGGAAAGAUGGCCUACACCAUUCAUUGGCGAUUUUUAGGAAGACACCAUCCUUAUCGAAAGCUAAGGGCUGCUUUCAAUAACCAGCCAGAACAUGUAGCAGCUCCAAUGCCAUUAACUGGAGAAGAAUUGUUGAGCAGGGUGGAGGCUGAAGUUCCACAUUGGCCGAAAAACCAAAGACGGCUUGAAAACUCGUUUGGACUUGGUGGAAAUGGGUAUAAGAUGUGGAUUGCACCCAAAUCUAGAUGCAAGACUAUAGAUGCUUCAAGGCUUCCCAAAAUCCAAAGUGAUCUGGUCGAAACUUUGUGUGAGCUUGAGAAGUACUUUCCGCCAUCUUUCUUUGACAUAAUGAUUCAUUUAACAGUCCACUUGGUUAGAGAAGUUGAGCUAUGUGGACCGGUUUGCUUCCGAUGGAUGUAUCCUUUCGAAAGAUAUAUGAAGGUCUGCAAGGGCUAUGUUAGGAAUAAAACGCAUCCGGAAGGGUGCAUUGCUGAGUGUUACAUAGCUGAAGAGGCGCUUGAGUUUUUAGGUGAACUUUUCUUUGAUGAUAGGACUGUUGGCAUCCCAAAAGAAAACAUCACAGCUGACAAGCCUACCUCUGGUGCAACUGUUGAGUCUGUUUAUGGCAAAGAAUUUCAGCAAGCUCAUCUCUGCGUGCUUCAAAACACUGAAGAAUUUAGAAGCUACUUUUUGGAACACACGGAACAGUUGAAGAGGGAGUUUCCCAAGUACAAAAAGAAUAAAAAGUGGUUGGUGGACAAACAAAACAUGACUUUUGCUCAGUGGGUGAAGGAGAGGGUUGAAUCAAAGGUUGCUGAACCAGGUUGUGAUGUCCCUGAGAUUGUGAGGUGGCUAGCAAAUCAACCAACCCAUGAAGUCCCGAAGUUUAGUGGUUACCGAAUAGGGGGAGUGCAAUAUAACACUAAGUUGCGCGAUGAUCUUAGGUCGACACAAAGCAGUGGGGUUUAUUUGGUUGCUAAGACUCCUCAAGUAGCUAGUGCUAAGGAUAAAAACCCUAUUACUGAAGACAUGAGCUUCUAUGGGGUGAAACCGAAAUAUGGGAGCUUGACUAUGGUCAUUUUAGGGUUCCUAUUUUUAAGUGUGAUUGGGUAG
Rosa chinensis is the source of this 2460-nucleotide messenger RNA. RefSeq lists its product as uncharacterized. The transcript is spliced from 5 exons. The record is from RefSeq and is a predicted model, not a curated record. NCBI's taxonomy places the organism in Eukaryota, Viridiplantae, Streptophyta, Magnoliopsida, Rosales, Rosaceae. Bases 1 to 2460 code for a protein of 819 amino acids.